AUGUACCACGCGCCAGGCACCAGCGUUUUCUACGGCCGCCGCCUGUGGCUCCCGCCGACACCGGUCGCGCACCAGCAGCAGCAGCACCAAGCGUUGUCGCCCGUGAUGGAGCGGCAUACGAUUCGCGUGCAGCUCACCACGCGGGAUCCCUCGUUGGACCCCGAGUGCGACGUGCGGGGGGAACACUUUCCCUUCUCCUUCUUUGCGCAGCGCGUUGUAGAUGGCGCUAUUGCUGGUGGUGGUAGUGGCGUCACAUCGUCACCGCGGAAUGGCGUUGACGGCGCUGGGGAGGAGGUGGAGGAGCGUGGCCUGUACGAGCAGAGCGUUGAGGUGCGUGCGGACUUUGUGGACGGAGAGUUGGUCAUUGACAACGUGGUGUUUCACGGCACCUUCAAGCUGCAGCCGCCGUCACCGCCACCACCACCACCAACAGCNAGUUGGUCAUUGACAACGUGGUGUUUCACGGCACCUUCAAGCUGCAGCCGCCGUCACCGCCACCACCACCACCAACAGCAGCAGCAGCGGAAGGUGCGAGUGGCAGCAGCAACAACAGUGCACCAGAAGCCACGGGUGACGCUGAUGCUGUUGCUGUUCCCGCGAGUGAAGUGCGGUACAACAACAUCUUUGGCGGCUAUCCGGGGCCGAACCUUGACGAGGCGGAGGAGGAGGUGCUCGACGGCAUCCAGGCGUGGCUCGCGGAGCGCUGCAUCGACGACCAGUUCGGCGAGUUCGUGGGGCAGUACUCGGUGUGGGUGGAGCAGAUGGAGUACGAGCGGUGGCUGCGGCAGCUGCGGGACUUUGUGGCCGCGUGAAGGCAGCAGCCGUGGUCAAAGGGAGACGAGGAGGGCUAUUUGGGGGGAGGGGGAGGCGUUGAUGCAGACAGCAUGGCACGGCGCCGUUGCUACUCUCUCUCUCUCUGUGCGUGUGUGGGUGACCAGUUGGAUUGCCGGCAUGAGUAAUGUGGCCAUUUACGCCACGCACAAAACUAUAUCUACAUGGAGUCUGGGCUGUGCUGCGAAAGGGGGCGGGGGCCGGUACACCACCCGUCUCUUUCCCUCCUCGAAACUCUCUCUCUCUCUCUCUCCUACUCCUUCUCUAUUUGCCUGUGUGGGUUGA
Trypanosoma grayi is the source of this 1116-nucleotide messenger RNA. RefSeq names its product putative mitochondrial glycoprotein-like protein. The record is from RefSeq and is a predicted model, not a curated record. NCBI's taxonomy places the organism in Eukaryota, Euglenozoa, Kinetoplastea, Trypanosomatida, Trypanosomatidae. Bases 1 to 1116 code for a protein of 371 amino acids. The transcript has a single exon.